GGCCUCGGCGGCGGAGCGCGGAGUCCGGAAGCGCCAGACCGCUCCCGCGGCGGCUUGUCUCGCGGCCCGCCGAGCUUAGAGUGCUCCCUGGUGCUGCCCUGAGGAUGGGAGGUGCCGUGAGUGCCGGGGAGGACAACGACGAGCUCAUCGACAACCUGAAGGAGGCCCAGUACAUCCGCACUGAGCUGGUGGAGCAGGCUUUCCGUGCUAUCGAUCGCGCAGACUAUUAUCUUGAGGAGUUUAAGGAAAACGCUUACAAGGAUCUGGCGUGGAAGCAUGGGAACAUCCACCUUUCUGCCCCGUGCAUCUACUCGGAGGUGAUGGAAGCCCUGGACCUGCAGCCUGGACUCUCGUUCCUGAACCUGGGCAGUGGCACUGGCUACCUCAGCUCCAUGGUUGGGCUCAUUCUAGGUCCUUUUGGUGUCAACCAUGGGGUGGAGCUUCACUCCGAUGUGAUCGAGUACGCGAGGCAGAAGCUGGACUUCUUUAUCAAGACCAGUGACAGCUUUGACAAGUUUGAAUUCUGUGAACCAUCCUUUGUUACUGGCAAUUGCCUGGAGAUUUCUCCGGAUUGUACUCAGUAUGAUCGUGUGUACUGUGGAGCUGGCGUUCAGAAAGAGCAUGAAGACUACAUGAAGAAUCUGCUCAAGGUCGGAGGCAUCCUUGUCAUGCCGCUGGAAGAGAAGUUGACAAAGAUAACGCGUACUGGUCCUUCUGCUUGGGAAACCAAAAAGAUUCUGGCUGUUUCUUUUGCUCCUCUGAUCCAGCCCUGUCCCUCAGAGUCAGGAAGAUCACGCCCUGUCCAGCUGCCGCUGCUGGUGGUCCGCAGCCUCCAGGACCUGGCCCGCAUUGCUAUCCGGAGCACGAUUAAGAAGAUAAUCCCUCAGGAAACAGCGAGCAAAAACGAAAAUGGAUUGAAGAACACUCCCAGGCUGAAACAAAGAAGAAUUCGCCGCCGUCGGAUGCAAACUGUAGUCUUUUUGGACAAAGAGGUCUUUGCCAGCCGAGUCUCCAACCCCUCCGAUGACAACGCCUGUGAAGACUGUGACGAGGAGCAGCAGGAAGACGAAGGCAAGGCCCCAUCUGAAGUGAAGCCACAUGCCCCGGUGAACUUCCUACGCGAGAAAGUCCUCAGCCUCCCUCUGCCUGACCCCCUGAAGUACUACCUGCUGUACUACAGGGAGAAGUGAGCCUCCCGUGUGAGGAGGCAGAGGGAGCUGCUGCCUUCACACCGGGGUUCCUCUUCCUAGUUUGUUCUUGAUUGUCCUCUAGGAUGUCUUUAAAAAUAAUCUGACAAGCGUAAACUGCGUAGAAGUAUGUUUUCUAAAGGGGAGAGCGUCUCCAGGAGGAGGGUCCGUUUCUCGCUAGUUGAAGCACCGCGCAGUGCAGGCAUCGUGUGGUGCCUGCUCCACUCACGGGUACAUGCGUUGAUGCACUCAGAGGAGAAUGGAGAUUGGAAGUGUUUUGCUUAGAAAACGUGAAACAAAGCACAAGUUCGUAAGUGUAUAGAAUCCUUUCUGGACACCUGUGUCUAAGUUUUAAUUUCAUGGUAUCAGCAUCUUAACUACUGGCACUGAGUUUCACUAAACUUUAUUUUUCUAGAUGGAGGAAACAUCAUUGGAAACCCUUCUUUGUUUUUUGAUUAAAUCUUACAUGAUUUGUCAUUUGUAAUUUUUAAAAUGAAAAAUGGAAUUGAUUGGGGAAGAGGAAUAAAAUUCUCAAACUGCCAGUGUCUUUCUGUAAUUCCAAAAGAAUUCAAAGACAUUUUUUUCCUGGCACCUUUUGUUAUUUUAAAAGAGCCACUGUCAAGUAAUCCCUGAAAGAAUAUACUGAAAAAUGAAACAAGUUGUGUCUGUAUAUUCAAUAAGGGAAAUUACUUUUCCUCUAAUGAAAGGUGUGACCCCUUAUCCAACUCCUGAGAUCAUCAUGGGUUCCUCAGGCGUUCUCAGAGUGCGGGGACUGAUGUGUGGAUGGCCUGUGUUUUCUUGACUUCAGUUUGCUAUUUUUCUGUGACUACACUGUAGUACUGAUUCAUAGAUUUUAUAAUUCUGGAGAGAAAAAAAUUUGUUACUUUUGUAAUUUUCUGAAGAACACAUGUCUUUUAGGUGCUCCAUUGCAUAAGAGCAGUUUAACUUGUAGUGACUUGGGAACUAGGUUUCUUCAGGCCCUGGGUGGGUGUCAGGACGCCCUCGGGUAGCGAGUGUUCUGUCUGUAUCCAAUUGUGGGUGUAGAAGAAAUGACAGUCCUUAGAUCGGUCAGGUGUGUUGAAGUUAUAUUGCUUACUCCAAAACAUUGGUUAUUUUCAAAGCCUUUUUUUUUUUUUUUUUU
Trichechus manatus latirostris (Florida manatee) is the source of this 2328-nucleotide messenger RNA. RefSeq names its product protein-L-isoaspartate (D-aspartate) O-methyltransferase domain containing 2 (gene PCMTD2). Lineage: Eukaryota; Metazoa; Chordata; Mammalia; Sirenia; Trichechidae. Gene Ontology annotation, biological process: protein modification process. The record is from RefSeq and is a predicted model, not a curated record. Gene Ontology annotation, cellular component: cytoplasm. Gene Ontology annotation, molecular function: protein-L-isoaspartate (D-aspartate) O-methyltransferase activity. The transcript has 6 exons. The coding region runs from base 105 to 1190 and encodes 361 amino acids.